UCACUGGUCACACCAAAGCCCAUAAGGUUAACUGGCUUUAUAGUCUUCAGUCAACGACGAAUCUAACCGAAUUUGCAGAUUGCCAUUUUUUUACAGCCGAGCGUAAGUUUGAAAUUUACAAUCUGGUAAAUACAAUUCGAUUGCCAAUCCCAGAUUCAUCAUUUCAAGCUUAACAAUACCGAUAUAAAGUUGACCUCUGCUUCCUGCAAUCUGCAAAUAAAUUUGGGAACAUGGUGAAUGAGGAAAUUGUGGAAUUGAGCAAAAAACCGCAACCGGUUUUCAAGGAUCCAACAUUCCAACAAAAAUUUCGCCCCAUAAGCAGUUCGGGAAAAAAAAGAAUCUGGCGAUCCUUGAAGCAGGUGCUUGCUCAAGAGCGCUCAUUACCUUGGUCUCCGGAAGUUGUUCUCUAUAGCUCAAUCAACGCACCGCCCAGUUUCAAACCUGCCAAAAAAUAUUCAGACAUAUCUGGCCUUCCUUCAAGGUACACAGAUCCACAGACAAAGUUGCAUUUCGCUACCGCUGAAGAAUAUGCAACUGUACGAAGUCUACCAAUGGACAUCACAGCUGGAUAUUUAGCAUUGCGAGGCGCAUCUAGCAUUGUAGGCUAAACAUGGUUUAGUUAAUAAAAAAAAAAAAAAACUAUUACAAUAUUUCAAGUAUAAUUAUUCACGCAAACAUACUGCGUCAGGCUGUGAAACUCAUCAUUGUAAUUAUAAUUAAAGUCAAGGUAUAAUCAGUGUGAGUUUUAGGUUUACAAAAUACAUUUAUAGCUCUGAAAUCAGUUAUGACACCUGCCAUGAAAGUCAUCUCUGUAAAUGAAUUUAUUACAGUUCUAUAUUGAAUAUUUUGUUACAAAUUUUAUACAUUGAAUUUUAGGCAGUGGUCGUUGGUACAGCAAUUUAUCUUCUACUGUACGCAAUGUUGUUGGAAGUUUUUAAUAUCGACGAAAUGGUUAUGUAUGUACUUCAUAACCUGCUUUGGUAUAAACUAUUUUUUACAUAUAAAAGAAAACAACUUCCUUGUUAUUCACUUACGUGAAUAAUCAAAUAAAUCGUUCAUGUACCGGUUUUCUUUUUCUUAACGUAGUGUGAGCAGGCAUUUCACACGUGUGGAGAUCUAGCCUCGACAGUUUUUAUCAAAUAAACAGACUGUUUUUUUUUUCCAUUUAUUGGUUUUCUUUAUAUCCUUCUUAAUAUUUUACACAUUUAAUUCAUUCAUUGUUAAAAAAAAAGCUUUUGCAUUAUAACUUAGUUUACGAGCUAAAAACUAAGGGAUGGGUAGUGGUGGGGGAGGUCGAAAACUGUACGGCUGCUCGUCGUUUACCAGCAACAUUAUUUUUUUUUUAUGAGAUGUUAUUAUAUAUUUUUUCUUCUCUUCAAGUUUUCGGUCUUUCGCGCACCGCGCUUAGCUAAAAGUUAGGUAUUACGUUGUUGGCCAUUGAUU
Neodiprion virginianus is the source of this 1443-nucleotide messenger RNA. RefSeq names its product INO80 complex subunit C. Gene Ontology annotation, cellular component: Ino80 complex. Gene Ontology annotation, biological process: chromatin remodeling. Bases 231 to 608 code for a protein of 125 amino acids. The transcript has 4 exons. The record is from RefSeq and is a predicted model, not a curated record. NCBI's taxonomy places the organism in Eukaryota, Metazoa, Arthropoda, Insecta, Hymenoptera, Diprionidae.